Arachis duranensis is the source of this 663-nucleotide messenger RNA. RefSeq names its product bidirectional sugar transporter N3-like. The coding region runs from base 1 to 663 and encodes 220 amino acids. Gene Ontology annotation, molecular function: sugar transmembrane transporter activity. Gene Ontology annotation, biological process: carbohydrate transport. The transcript has 6 exons. Gene Ontology annotation, cellular component: membrane. The record is from RefSeq and is a predicted model, not a curated record. Lineage: Eukaryota; Viridiplantae; Streptophyta; Magnoliopsida; Fabales; Fabaceae.
AUGGCUGUUCCAAUAGACCACCCUCGUGCAGCAUUUAUUUUUGGGAUACUAGGCAACGUGAUUUCCUUCUUCGCGUUUUUAUCACCCUUGAAAACAUUUAAGCGAAUAUGGAAAAGGAAAUCGACGGAAGGCUUCCAAUCAUUGCCUUACGUUGUUGCAUUAUUCAGCUGCAUUGUAUGGUUAUACUAUGCCACACUCAAAACCAACGUUUUUCUUCUCGUUACCAUUAACUCAUUUGGAUGUGCCAUAGAGAUUAUUUACAUUUUAAUCUACAUGAUCUAUGCAGACAAGCGUGCCAGGUAUUUUUGCAUAGCACAAUUUGUGGCUAUGAAUGUGAUGUGCUUGCCUACGAUCAUUCUGGGGACGUAUUUUAAGCUACAUGGUUUGGUUCGCGUCAAAGUUGUUGGACUCAUAUGUGUAAUAAUUUCAACGUGUGUCUUUGUAGCACCCCUAAGCAUUUUGGUAAAGGUUAUACGUACAAAGAGCGUAGAGUUUAUGCCCAUCCUUUUGUCAAGCAUUCUCACAGUUAGUGCCAUAAUGUGGUUUUGUUACGGUAUUUUUCUCAAGGACAUAUGGAUUACCAUACCAAACGUGGUGGGUUUUACGUUGGGGUUAAUACAGAUGGUGGUAUAUUUAAUUUAUAGGGGACGUGGGGAACGUUAA